This is a messenger RNA of Silurus meridionalis, 2089 nucleotides long. It is a transcript of the gene prr11, whose product is annotated as proline rich 11. Lineage: Eukaryota; Metazoa; Chordata; Actinopteri; Siluriformes; Siluridae. The transcript has 11 exons. Bases 234 to 1199 code for a protein of 321 amino acids. The record is from RefSeq and is a predicted model, not a curated record.
UCCCUGUGCGUCCAUGCUCCUGGCUAUGCUUCUAAGGGAGCACUCAGUUAAGUUUCUGACGCCUGGUCUAUCCAUGACAGAAGAUCGGACAUUGCUGGAUCCCCAACCAGCUCCAAUCACAGAUCCAUUCAAGGUUGCCGCUCACCGGGAGGCGUUCGCACUGGCUCCAGCACGGCUGCACCAUUUUCCUCAACUCGCUAGUAAGCGGGAAUGCUCUGUCAGGGCCGAGCGCGAUGUGGAGUGCCAAUCGGGAAAUCAUCACAACAUGCUCCCGUUUCACCAGCCACUUUGCUGAGCGACUAGGCAGACACUUUCAGAAGCGCAGAAGAAAGAAUGGCAGCAGUCGACGUUUCGCCAUGAAGGCCAAGCAGUCAGCUCCAGUAUCGGACAGUCAAAUAAACGUUAAAAGGAAUCCAGUUGACAGAACACAGUUGGAGAUCGUUGUAGAGGCCUGUAAUAGUAACAUUGAUAGAUUAUCCUUCUCUCAGAAAAGUGAAAGGUUUUUGAAUGCAGUCAGAAAAUUUCUGCAGCAAUGUCAACAUAUAACCAGCCAGAUCUGGAUUGGAUUUUGUGGUGCUUUAAGUUUCUGGAGGGUUUUUGACCAGAGAAUGGAAAUUCUUCAUCAGAAGGUGGAGGAGCUUCAAAAGGAAUUACACCUACUGCGUAAUAAUUCUCUGUUACAUCCUGAGCCAAGAUGUUCUGGCUGCAAUUGUACAACUUCCAUGCAACACCAUCAACACAGCCCUGUUGCUCAACCUACUGCUCUUCUUCCCUCCCCACCACCACCUCCUCCACCUCUUCCACCACCUAGUCAAGUGCCUCAGAGACUGCCUUUGGUACCUAAAUGUAGGACCAGUCACUCAGCUUUGCAGGCGAAGGCUGAUCAACGAGUUGCAAUAACUCUUAAGGACCUGCAGGCUGUACAGCUGAGAAAAGUAACUGCAACUAAUAAAAUUUUGAAAUCUCCGUAUGGAAAAAGGGCCCCUCUGGUGACUCUCGUAGACCUUCAGAAGGUCAGUUUAAGACGUGUUCGCUGCAGCCUCCCAUCACCAAAGAGGCUUAGCCCUGGCAGGUCACCAAGAAAAAGUCCCAUAAAACUACAUGUAAACCCUCAAAAACUUAAAAUAAGUACUCCAACUAAUAAACCACUGUGUAAUAAAGAAAAUGUUGAGAGAAGUGUUCGCACAUUAGUGCAAUAAUGAAUGAAGUUCUGUAAAACAAUUGACAGGUUGCCUUUCCUGUGGGAUCAUAACCACUGACUGCCAUCAGCUGAAACAGGAACAUCAAAAAAUCUGAUUUUUUUUUUUUUUGGUUUGUUUGUUUAUUACUGUUUAUUGUCUCAGUUUUCUAAGACAUUUUUGUAACAGGUGGGACAAUACACUAUAUACUAAUUCACAAUAGGGAUUUAUGUCUGAGAUCAAAAGCUGGAAAUAAAAUAAUAGAUCAGAUUUUAAUUAAUGAUAUUAAUUUCUAAAUGUGUUAAACAAUAUGCACCAGCAUGGUAUUUUUAGUCGUGCAUUUUUCACAUCACUUUUUAGGUGAGUAAAAGUUCUCUAACAGAUUAGAACAAUUAAUAUUUGGUCACAUAUCACUUGCUUGCAAUUGCUAUCAGGCUGGCAACCCAAUGGCAUCACCAAACGUAUAUUCCAGGCUUUAAAUUUAGCUUCUAUCAGCUUCUAUGUAGCUAUUUGUUUUGAUGAGUUUGUCACGUUAGCCUUCUUUAGGGUACGGUCUGGUAUGUGACUUUAUUAGCAUAAAAUCUUCCACUUGAUUAAGUCCCUCUGUUUGGCAGUGUGAUUAGUUUAUUUUCUUUCUACAUGAUGAAGCUCCUCCCACUUUGAUUAGAUGCAUUUCUGUUACUAGGUAGAUUUUUUUUUUUGACGUUGGAAUUAUUUUUGCUGCAAUUAUAAUUAGAUACAGAAGCAGCCUUGCAAGCCCAAGCCAUGACCAUACCUUUAACAUGCUUGACCAUUGAGCUUGUUUUUGGAAAAAAAAAGUGUAUCAAUGUUGUUUUAUUUACAUAUGGACCUAAAUAUGAUUUCUUUUAAUUAAGUAUGUGUUAUUCUUAAAGUAAAGGCAUUUUUAACAA